GUAUAGUUUUAGUAUAGCAUGCAGCGUGUACAGUCCAGUGUAGUGUACGGUUCAGUGAUUGUGCUUUACCGACGGUGUACCGACAUGACUGCCUCCACCGUCUCCGUAAUUCUGGUCCCGAUAUUUGUGUCUGUACGACGCAGACAAAACCAACUCAAUUCCCAACUCAAAUCCACAAAAACUUCAGACUUUUGUCGCUUGUUUUUUUUUCUUCCACUAAUUAAUUCUCACUAACCAUUAACACCAACUGGCCCAUGGCCGCUCCCUAAUGAUCUCACACAUAAAGCUCCAGUCGACGUUCCCCAUGGAUUAUACGCCCAGCCAGCCCAGCCCGCCAGAGACUCCAAGAAUGAGUUCCCUGUCCCUGACACUGACACUGACCCAGUCACAAUCUCGCCAACAACAGUCACUGUCUCACUCACUGGCCCUGGCCCACUCCCCUAAACCGAAAAAGAACAUCCCGCUAGAAUUAACAGCCUACGGAACCACUCCGUCAGGGAAACCUCGACUCUUUGUAUGUCAGGUAUGUACCAGAGCCUUUGCCCGUCUAGAACAUCUUCGUCGUCAUGAGCGGUCGCACACUAAAGAGAAACCUUUCAGUUGCGGAGUGUGUCAGCGUAAGUUCUCCCGACGAGACUUAUUGCUAAGGCACGCUCAGAAACUCCACGCUGGAUGCUCGGAUGCCAUCACCAGACUCCGUCGCAAGUCCAUGAAGCGUUCGGCCAAUAAUGACGACGAUGACGACGAUGAUGAAGAUGAAGAAGAUGAUAAUAAUGACACCGACAUGAAUGACACUACAAAAGAUACCGGUACCACUUCCGGUAAAGAUAUUAUCAUUACUAAUGAUUCUUCUAAUGCUAAUUCCACUAAGGAUGUUGAAUUCAAUCUCAAUUUGUUCAGUACUAAGAAGCCAAGGCGUGCUCCUGCUAAAGUAUCAAAACCUAAAGCCAUGGCUACUGUAAUGGCUACAGCUAUGGCCGCCUCUUCUUCGAGUCCAUCAUCAACAGGAUCCACCCGGAAAUCUUCUGUAUCUGGUACUUCCGGUAAUUAUCUUCAACGUCAAGUGCUUGAUAAUAACCGUAAAAAGAUACUUGGUAGAGCUCGUAGAGGUGCAUCAUUUUCGGCCCAAUCCGGGGCCAAUUAUGCCGUCAGUAUUCCGGAAUUCGAUGAUUUGUAUCCUAAUACCGAUAAUGUCGAAUUCUCCACUCCUCAAUUGUUACCUUCGUCCAUGAAUGAUGAGAUGAGUUGGCUCAAUAAUCUUUCUACAAUUCCGGGGUUAUCACAAACUCCCAUGGCUCGGAAUAAUUCCAUAACGGUCGAUUUGCAGCAUCCCGGUCCACCUCUUAAUGUAUCACAUCAUGGAUCAUUUUCUUUACCAUCUAGUACAGGUGCAGUAGCCCACAAAUUAUCCACUACCGAGAGUCUCAAUAGCAUUAAUAGUCUAGAUAAUCUAAGCUAUAUGAUGCCUACAGCCACCAUCACUAAUCAGGAAUUACAGAAUGGAGUAGCGGCUCAGGUAGCUGCUGCUGCUGCUCAACAGACUCAAUCCAAUAAAUCAAAUUCGACUCAGAACAAUCACAACCACAGCCACAACCAAAACCAAAAUCAAAAUCAGAGCCAACCCCAUUCAGAUCCCAUAGACGAUGCUCCUAAUGACUUUGGUUAUUCAUUCUACGAUAUACCGGAAACCAUUUUAUCGGGUAAAAUGUUUGAUAAUCUCAAUUCCGACUUGGGUACUCAACAUCAUCAUGAUCAUCAACAAUUCACUCAACAACAAUUAAUGGGACUUGGACCUCAUCAACAACAACAACAAAUGCAUCAUAUGUUUAAAGCCCUUACCCCCAUUAAACAAGAAUUGGAAGAUGAACUUAUGCAAGAUGAAUCAUAUUCGGGCAUGCCACCACCCCCGGUAUCGGGUAACCCCUCGGGUCUGCGGUCAGCUAAACCCUCGACUUCUACAUCCACCAACUUUGAUCUUAACUUUUUAAAUGAUAUUGAUGAAUUGACUCAUGAAUUUGACGUUAAUGCUAAGUUCAUGCCCAAUGGAUACUCGUUCUAUGGUGACAAUCCCCUGGCAUCUUCAUCUGGAAUUGAAACAACCUCUCCUCCGCAAAUGAGUCCGGAAUUGUACACUCAUCCCUCGACUCAUGCGGAAUCACUUAUGGAUAUCACCUUGGAUCAUGCACAACUCUUAAACAUUGAGAGUUCAAUAGAUCAACAAUCUGGUCAUAGUUAUAAUCAACAGGCAUUCAAUCAAUUUGCUCAACCCCUCGUACCCCCACCUCAAUCCAGUUGGAAAGCCAAGUAUAAGCUCGGUAAUUUCAGUCGGAAUAAGUUAUUCACCAAUAAUAUGAGGCAUAUGAUCAAUAAGUCACUUUCUAAGUAUCCCAUCAGUGGAAUUAUGACUCCGACUAUCCCCACCAAUGAGAAGUUGGAGUUUUACUUGGCUACAUUUAUCCGAAGUUUCUUAUCUCACUUCCCAUUCAUUCAUAUUUCCAAAUUAAAUGAAUAUGAAAUUAUGAAUAUGACUGCUAAUGAAGAUAUUAAUAAUGAAAGUUCUCGAGUAUGUUUACCCCUUUUGAUCGCCACCAUUGGAGCAUUAUUCUCCAACAAUAAGAAUGAUAGUGAACAUCUUUAUGAAGCAUCUCGUAGAACCAUUCAUAUUUAUCUUGAGAGUCGAAAGAAUUCUGUUACUUCGGAUGGGGAUGGUAAGAAAGAUAAGGAAAGGGAUAAAGAUAAGGAUAAGGAUAAUAAUCUGACCAUUAAUCCAUUAUGGUUAAUUCAAUCAUUAACCUUAUCAGUGAUCUAUGGACUCUUUUCAGAUAAUGAGAAUAAUGUUUAUAUUGUAAUUCGACAAUUGAAUGCGUUAAACUCAUUGGUGAAGACAUCCAUUAAGAGCAAUAGAGUCAUAUUAUUCUCUAUUAAUGGUGAAGAUGAAGAGAUCUUUAAUCAAUUGAAUCUGUCAAUCCAUGCCACGAGUCCUCCUUCUAAGACCAGUAAUACUAUGAAUAAUCACCAUAACAAUAACUCCAACAAUAUCAAUAGUAACAGUAAUAACAAGAGUAAUAGUAAUUCAUUAUUCCCCAACACUUUUGAUGAUGAAUUGAAGUUUAAGAACAAUAUCAACAUCCAAUCACAGAUUAGAAUUGUAUUUAUGAUCUAUCGACUCACGAAUUUCUUGCUUAUGAUGUAUAAUGUUCCGUUAACAUUAAGUAUUAAUGAUUUGAAUAACUUACUAAUCCCUAACCAAGUGCAUGAGACAUUAUGGGGGUUAAAGAAUUAUCAAGAAUUCCAAGAGUUUAGUCAUAAACAAUUAGGAUCUAGUUCGAUUGAUACAUAUAUUGGUAGUGGAGAUAAGAUUAUCUAUAAGAAUUUACUUUUAAAAUUAACGAAAUCAGGAGGGUUUAGUAAUGAGACAGUAGGACAAUUGAAUCAAUUAAGUAAAUAUGGAUUUAUUUGUAUUAUUCAUGGAUUGUUUGAAAUUAAACAAUAUCAAGAAAUGAAGAAUAUCAAUAUCUUGACGAUAUUAGAUUAUUUAACUCAAUUUUUACCUACCAAUAAUACUACCAAGACUCAUCCACAAGAUUUUGAAAAGUUGGAUUAUGCAUUAUUAGUAAAUUUUAUUAAAAUCAGUACUUUGGUAGAUUUUAAAUUGGUUAAAGAACAAAGUUGGUUACGUAAUUUCGAUGAAUUAACGAAGAACUUUAAUAAGUUUUUAGUUGAAAAUAAUCCGAAUAAUGUUAAUGAUAAUGAUUAUUUAAAGAUUAUUGAUUGUUGUUUAAUGAUCAUUAAAUUAGUAUUGUUUAAAUCAGAAGAUAUUACGGAUGAUAACAAUAAUAAUAAUAAUAUUAAUGAUCAUGAUAAUAUUCAACAUUCCAUGUUUAGUACGGAUUUUGGGUUUUUAAAUAAUAAUGGAGGCAGUUUAAUGGGUGAUCAUCAUAAUCUUCAACAUCUCCAACAGGCAUCUCCUGAUAAUAAUCAUGAGUUUAAUAGUCUUUUAAUUGAAGAUAAGUCGAAUGUAAUUAGUGAACGAGAGAAUAGUUUAGUGAGAUUCGAGAAAUUCAUUCAUCUCCGAAUUUAUGAAGAGUUUGAUAAUAGUACCAAUUCUAUCUUAUCACAAAUGUUAUUUCAUGUAUUUACCAUUUUGUCGGUAUUUUCUAUCUACAUUUUAAAGAAAAACAAUACAUCGGCUGGUAAUACAGUUAUAAAUACCAUGGAUGGAGAUUCAUCGCCUGAUUUGUUAUUUGAACUCAACCAUCGAUUCAGUACCACCUUGAAAUUGCUCGAUAAGAUUGAGAAUUUCUUGAAGUUGAAGUAUCAUGGUGCUGGUAAUAAUGGGUCUAAUAUCAAAUUGGAGCAUGACUUUACCAACUUGUAUUUAUUCAAUGGUCAACAACAACAACAACAACAACAACAACAACAACAACAACAACAACAACAACAACAACAACAACAGCAACAGCACCAUCUCAACCAGCAUCAACAAUCACAACCACAGGAUGCAGGCAACGCCCAGAGUUUGGAAAAGACCCUCUACAUAUUACGAAUUGGAGAAAUGCUCAUGAACUACUUGUACGACUCUAACAUUAAGGUGUCUAUCUUUAAGAAAUUAAGUGGAAGUUUAGCCCACAUACGUAAGUCAUUGGCCGAAAACGAAUCGCGCAUCAUUUCUUAGAGAUUUGACUUUAUAAAGUAUUUAUUGAUAUUAUAUUAUAUAUUAUUUAUUAUUCA
Messenger RNA from Scheffersomyces amazonensis, 4731 nucleotides. It is a transcript of the gene ADR1, whose product is annotated as DNA-binding transcription factor. The coding region runs from base 269 to 4675 and encodes 1468 amino acids. Gene Ontology annotation, biological process: regulation of transcription by RNA polymerase II. The transcript has a single exon. The record is from RefSeq and is a predicted model, not a curated record. Gene Ontology annotation, molecular function: DNA-binding transcription factor activity, RNA polymerase II-specific; RNA polymerase II cis-regulatory region sequence-specific DNA binding. Gene Ontology annotation, cellular component: chromatin. NCBI's taxonomy places the organism in Eukaryota, Fungi, Ascomycota, Pichiomycetes, Serinales, Debaryomycetaceae.